Messenger RNA from Alternaria alternata, 498 nucleotides. RefSeq lists its product as hypothetical. The record is from RefSeq and is a predicted model, not a curated record. Lineage: Eukaryota; Fungi; Ascomycota; Dothideomycetes; Pleosporales; Pleosporaceae. The annotation marks the transcript as partial. The transcript is spliced from 2 exons.
AUGGCGCACGAUCGAAUUGUUGGCUUCUACGAAGAUCCCGUAGACAGCUUCUCUCGCCCCGUAAAUACUGCAGAGAGCUGGGCGGCCUACCAUUUCGAGAUGCAUGCUCGGAGAUGUGCAUACUGUCACAAUCCUUACGAAGUUCAUCGCAAUCACGAACAGUUAUGUGACGUGGGCCAUGGUCUAGCCCAACAACUAGCCAGAUACAUGUACAUGAUAUCCAAUGGCAAAAUUUACGGUACUGUUGAGGAAGACAACAAAUUGGUUCGCCUCGAGUUGCAUGCCGGAUAUGUAGAAGUCCAAAGUCUCCUCAAAGGUAUCGAACGCAGUAUACGUCAUAGGUCGCGGAGACCCUUCGUUAGUAUGGACAGAUUCUAUUAUGUUUCUCUGCAAACGGAUCUGGUCUCUCCAAGAAGGUCUCACACGGUCGAAGUUGAGCAAGAGUCGACGAGUAAACAGAGUUCUCAGUCGCGCGACAGUGUGAUCGUUGAUUGGCCA